This is a messenger RNA of Prorocentrum cordatum, 1716 nucleotides long. The record is from the annotation of a GenBank genome assembly. Lineage: Eukaryota; Dinophyceae; Prorocentrales; Prorocentraceae.
AUGGAGGAGGAAGGCAGGAGGAGGAGAGGAGGAGGAGGGAGGAGGAGGAAGGAAGGAGGAGGAGGGGAGGAUGGGCAGGGGCACCCCGAGGUCAGCGACCAGCCGCCCUUCCUCAACGCGGUGGCGGAGCUGUCGCUCUCGGCCGCAAGGCUGGCCGACCUGCAGGGCCUGCUGGCGGACCUGAAGCAGAUCGAGAGCGACGUGGGCCGCGAGCCCGGGGUGCGGAGAGGCCCACGAGUUGUCGACGUAGACGUCGUCGCCGUUGGCAACGUUCAGCUUAACGUGACCUCCGGCAAGUACCCAUUGGAGGUUCCCCACGCUUUGAUGCACGAGCGAGACUUUGUCCUCGUUCCCAUGUCCGAGCUGUGCCCGGACUGGCGCCACCCCCGCCUGGAGGGCGGGCCGUCGGUGCGCGAGCUGCUCUCCGGACUGCAGCUCGGCAGCGGCGUCGCGGCGCCCGGCGCCAGCGUGGAGGCCUGGCCGUUCCAGGUGGCGCACGUGCUGAAGCUCCGCCAGCAGCUGGAGCUGGCCGAGACCAAGGAGGCCAAGGCUGCCGUCGAGGUCGCGCAGGCGCUCAAGGCGCGGACGGCCGCGGCGCAGGCGCUGGCUUGCGCCGAGGGCGUCACCGCGCAGCAGGCCGCGACCAAGGGCACAGCCGAGGCCAAGAUCUUCGAGGCCGCCGAGGCCGAGGCUGAGGCCGUGAAGGCCGAGGCCCAGAGGGGGCAGCAGUUCGACGGUACCUCUCAGCAGUCGCACUACAAGUUCGUUGUUCAGAUUCGCUACCAGAUGCGCCCCGUCUCGGACGUUCGCAUGGAACUUUUAGAGGGGAGUGGGUACGCAGCGACUCCACAGGACUCCUUUAGCGAUGGCGGGGACCACCUGAAGCUGGAAGACGCAGUGGAGGAAGCCAAGGCCAUGGCCGCCAACGGUGCUCACAUCAUCGACAUCGGGGGUGAGUCCACACGACCUGGCGCUGCCGAGGUGCCCCACGGCGAGGAGAUCGGGCGAGUUGUGCCUGUCAUCCGCGCCAUACGCGGCGAGGGGCUGAACGUCACCGUGAGCGUGGACACCCGGAAGGCUGUGGUGGCUCGCGCUGCUGUGGAGGCGGGCGCGGACUGGAUCAACGAUGUGUCCGGGGGAGAGUUUGAUCCCGACAUGCUGUCCACGGCAGCGGAGCUCAUGGCACCGAUCGUGCUGAUGCACACGAGGGGCCUGCCGGAGAACAUGAACUCGGCCCGUCACUACGAGUCGCUCCUUAGCGAGGUCACCGAGCACCUUGCCGCGAGGCGAAGGGCAGCGGAGGAGGCGGGCGUGCCCUCCUGGAACGUCUUGCUCGACCCUGGCAUCGGUUUUGCAAAGGGCAUGGACCACAACCUGCAGCUCCUGCGGAGCUGCGCGGCGCUGGUGCAGGGCCUGCGGCCGUCUCCCGUCCUGGUGGGGGCCUCGCGCAAGCGCUUCCUGGGCACGAUCCUGGGCGAGCCUGACGCAAAGAGGCGCUCAGGGCUUCAAACCAGAUGGUCCUCCUCCUCCUCCUCGUCCUCCUCGUCCUCCUCCUCCUCCUCCUCCUCCUCCUCCUCCUCCUCCUCCUCCUCCUCCUCCUCCUCCUCCUCCUCCUCCUCCUCCUCCCCCCCUCCUCCUGGGGCGCGUUCACAUCUUGCGCGCCCGGCCUGCCAGCGUCCUCUACCGCCUGUGUUCCCAGAAAUGCUCGCGUCGUGA